AUAAGAAUGGCGGCGCGUUUGGGAAGAAAAUUUUUAUCAAUAACGUAAUGGCCAGUUCCUUUUUGGAAAACGAUGUGAUGAACAUGCAGGUGCGUUUAGGGAACGAAAACCCCAGGAAUAAUGAAGGCAUUUCGCAAGGAGGUGGCUUCCAACUUGCCAGCCCCCAACACGGCACUAGGAGACCGAUGGAUCUGGGGGACGUCGGUACUCCGACCAGAGGUCGAAGGAGACAAUUCGAUCUGCCUGUCAAUCUUAUCCAGCCCAAAACUCCAGAUAACAACUUGAUAGAGAGGAAGCUCAAAGAGAUUAUGAAACAUUCCGGUAUACUUCACAUCAAUGGCAUCAGAUACCAGAGUGAAAUGAGUGACUUGAAAGAAUUAGGAGAGCUAGGCUUUGGAACUUCUGGUCAUGUUUUCAAAAUGCUUCAUGUCCCAAGUCAGGAAGUAAUAGCUGUGAAGCAAAUGAGAAGAUCUGGAAAUCCGGAAGAAAACAAACGUAUCGCCAUGGACCUGGAGGUGGUGCUGAAAUCCCACGACUGCCCGUACAUUGUUCAGUGCCUCGGCUGCUUCAUAACUGAUUCCGAAGUCUGGAUCUGCAUGGAGCUCAUGUCGACCUGCUUCGAUAAACUUCUCAAGAGGCUUUCCACCAGUAUCCCAGAGCCGGUUAUCGGCAAAGUUACCUUAGCUACUGUACGAGCACUCCAUUAUCUCAAAGAAAACCACGAUGUCAUUCAUAGGGACGUGAAGCCAUCUAAUAUUCUCCUCGACAACAGGGGCAAUGUUAAACUAUGCGAUUUUGGCAUCUCAGGGCACCUGGUCAACUCGAAGGCUAAUACUAAGAAUGCAGGAUGCACUGCUUACCUAGCGCCCGAAAGGAUAAACCCACCCGAUCCCAGAAAACCCGAUUACGAUAUUAGGGCGGACGUCUGGUCUUUAGGAAUAACACUUUUAGAAUUAGCGACUGGUUCUUUUCCGUACCCUGGUUGCAAUUCUGAUUUCGAGGUCUUAUCAAGGGUGCUACAGGACGAACCUCCUUCGCUCCCUGCUACAGCAAAUUUCUCUCAGGAAUUCAGAGACUUCACUCAAGCUUGCCUGUCGAAAGACUACAAGGUGCGACCUAAAUAUAAAAAACUCCUGGAACAUCCGUUUCUUCGGCGCUAUAUGGAAGAAAAUGUUGAUGUCGCCUCCUGGUAUGCUCACGUGAUGCCUACUACUCCAUCUCCUAUUCACAGGGCGAACGAGACUGGUCCUGCGGUAGCUGGCCACCAGCGAUCAUUGUCUGACGUUUCACCUCCUCAAUUAAAAUUCUUACCUAUUCAAAGGGAUGGAUUGUCGCCUGUAGCCCACAGGAAGGUAGUAAACGGGAGCGAGGGUGGACCAUUCGACAGCGGAGGGGGAUCAACCAGCCCGCUACUACUCCAGAGGUUCUAUCAUCAACAACAGCAGCACAGGAUCAGGUCGACGUCGGUGUCCCCCUGCCGCCAGGUGUACAAUGGUAAAGGCGAGGAGGGGGGGAGGAAGAAGCUGGGCUCCUAUCUCCGCCAGCGGCUCAGCUGCGACUCUCCCGAACCUCCUCCGAGGUCGAACAGGGCCUCUCCGCUUCUCGUGAGGAGGGUUCCCGACUCAGAAGUUUCAUCGCCUAUUCUUAAUAGAAGACAUAUUCAGCCUUCGCCUCCUCAACCACCACCUCGAAGGCUCUCCGAGAGCAGUUCAGUCCCAGGGUCCCCACACCACAGGAGAUUGGCAGUUUUCACACCGCAGCCGUUGAGGCGGCUCUGGCCUCCGCACCACCACUAAUUCAGUUCGUCGCAGUCCACCUCUCAUGUCUUCUGUCCUCCUCUGCGACUGGGCAUCUCUUUCAUACGUACCAAAGUCUUCUCAUAUGAAAACUGUUUUUAUUUGUAUUUAAUUUUUUUUUUUUUUCCUUCACUCAAGAGCUUCAGAUUUGUAAUUUUUUUCUACACGCUCAAACUGUGAUACACCUUAAUUAGUGUUUAGGUUUCUUGCAGAAGAGCUGAAGUGGUAACGUUGAUUUCAAAACAAUCUUUCCUCAGGAAGAGAAAAAAUUAAAACAGAAAACAUUAUUUUAAUUUUUGCCUUGUACCCCGAUUGCUGUAAUUUUAUUUUUAAAACCUAUCUUUAUUAGUAGUAAAUGGACUAUGCACCUAUCUAAUAAUAUUAUUAUGACAUUUGUUCUUGGAUACAUAUCUGCCCUUUUACAUAAGUUAUAAGAAGGAAUUUUAAUAAUAAAUAUCAAAACUACUUUUCUGCUUUACGUUAUCAAAAAAAAAAAAAUUUUUUUACUUUUCUCCUAACUCUUUGUCCUCCAUAUGUCUAAUUCAGUGAUAUAAACACUCAUAAUUUAUAAUUUUUUUUGGAUCCUUUUUGUUUGGACGCUUUGUCCCUGUUUUCUGCAUAUAAUAAGCCACAAUAUUAGGUUAGACCUAAAAUAAGUUAGGUCGAUGAGCGACCUAAUAUUAGGCAUAGGCAUCUGGACAAGCAGUGUGGAGAAAAUAAGGUUAAGUGUAUAAACCUUAAUUAUUUUCGUG
Nezara viridula (southern green stink bug) is the source of this 2548-nucleotide messenger RNA. The record is from the annotation of a GenBank genome assembly. NCBI's taxonomy places the organism in Eukaryota, Metazoa, Arthropoda, Insecta, Hemiptera, Pentatomidae.